CAGCCCGCGGAGGCCCGGCCCCCUAUUUUCGAAGGCGCGUGAGCAGUUUCACCAUGUCGUCCAAGUCUAUGGUUCUGGGUUACUGGGAUAUUCGCGGGCUGGCGCAUGCCAUCCGCCUGCUCCUGGAGUUCACCGAUACGUCGUAUGAGGAGAAGCGGUACACGUGCGGGGGAGCUCCUGAUUAUGAUCGAAGCCAGUGGCUGGAUGUGAAAUUCAAACUAGACCUGGAUUUUCCUAAUCUGCCCUACCUCGUGGAUGGGAAGAACAAGCUCACCCAGAGCAAUGCCAUCUUGCGCUACAUCGCUCGCAAGCACAAUAUGUGUGGUGAGACCGAAGAAGAAAAGAUUCGAGUGGACAUCAUGGAGAACCAAAUAAUGGAUUUCCGCAUGCAACUAAUCCGGCUCUGUUACAGUUCUGACCAUGAAAAAAUGAAGCCUCAGUACUUGGAACAGCUACCUGGACAACUGAAACAAUUCUCUUUAUUCCUGGGGAAAUUCUCAUGGUUUGCGGGGGAGAAGCUCACCUUUGUGGAUUUUCUCACCUACGAUGUGUUAGAUCAGAACCGUUUAUUUGAGCCCAAAUGCCUGGAUGAGUUCCCAAAUCUGAAGGCUUUCAUGUGCCGUUUUGAGGCUUUGGAGAAAAUAGCUGCCUACCUGCAGUCUGACCGCUUCUUCAAGAUGCCCAUCAACAAUAAGAUGGCCCAGUGGGGCAACAAGAGCACAUGCUGAGCAAGAGGCCGACUUGCACUGCUCGUUUUGGUCUAUCCUGUCCCCAGGGGGCUGUACUUUUUUCCCUUGUAAUACUCUGCUCUUUUCAAUAAAUAGCAUUUAGGCUACU
Messenger RNA from Tupaia belangeri chinensis (Chinese tree shrew), 837 nucleotides. Its product is annotated as glutathione S-transferase Mu 3. Lineage: Eukaryota; Metazoa; Chordata; Mammalia; Scandentia; Tupaiidae. Gene Ontology annotation, biological process: glutathione metabolic process. The coding region runs from base 54 to 728 and encodes 224 amino acids. The record is from RefSeq and is a predicted model, not a curated record. The transcript has 8 exons. Gene Ontology annotation, molecular function: glutathione transferase activity.